Molecule: messenger RNA, 8295 nt
Organism: Thrips palmi
Lineage: Eukaryota; Metazoa; Arthropoda; Insecta; Thysanoptera; Thripidae
Gene: E(bx)
Product: nucleosome-remodeling factor subunit NURF301
Exons: 31
Coding region: 1-8295 (2764 amino acids)
Biological process (GO): regulation of transcription by RNA polymerase II
Cellular component (GO): NURF complex
Molecular function (GO): RNA polymerase II cis-regulatory region sequence-specific DNA binding
Source: RefSeq, a predicted model, not a curated record
AUGACUGGAAGAGGAACCAAGCGGAGGGGGCGGCCCCCAAAAUCCGUGGUGAUGGAAAGGCCAAAGAAGUUUCAAUACCAUCUCAUGAAGAAGCCAAAGUACCUUCUUAAUCAGCAAGGUACUGGUCAAGAAACCCCCAGCUCGCAGCCGAGUACCCCAACACAGUCCCGAGCUUCUUCCCCUGUCACUCGGGACCGGCGGAAGAAACGAGGUCGAGGCGGUAGAGAACAUUCAAGGAAGGGCAGAGGAGGAGGUUAUGGCUCGAGGAGAGGUUAUAACCCGGACGCUGUGGAGAAGGAUUCAGACUACCAUUAUGGCUCUGAUUUUGGUGAUGAGUCUAGUGGGAAGAGUGAAGAAGACGAUGAUCUCAAGACUGAAAGUGAAGAUAGUUUUGAAGGGGAUGAUCCUUCUAGUGACAGUGACUUCUCGCUAUCUAGCUUCAGCACAGCGGAUGGUGGUGCUCGUAGGUCUUAUUAUCAAAGGGCUCCCAGUCCUGAACCGUUAUGGCUUCAGAACAGAGAACUCCCUCCCCUGGAGCUGCCCAAGCCAUCAGAAGAUUUGUUGGUUCCACGAGAACUUGUCAUGCAAGCCUUGAGCAUCUAUGAAGUUUUGCGACAUUUCAGAGCGCUGGUUCGCCUGUCUCCCUUCAGAGUCGAAGACUUCUGUGCUGCCGUCACAUGUGAGGAGCAAAGCAUACUUCUUGCAGAAAUUCACACCACACUGCUAAAGGCUAUCCUUCGUGAAGAAGAUGCUCAGCAAACUCACUUUGGAGCGUUGGAUCAAAAGGACACUGUUAAUGUUACUCUUUUCUUUGUGGAUGCCAUGACAUGGCCUGAAGUCUUGAGAGCAUAUGUAGAAAGUGACAGUAAUUUUGAUCAGAAUGUUCUGGAUCUUUUGAACAAUUGUGAAUACCCUUUUACAACCACUGAAACCAGGUUAAAGGUCCUUCAGUUUUUAACAGAUCAGUUUCUCAUCACCAACCCAGUUCGUGAGGAUCUGCUUAGUGAAGUUAAAUUCCAUUAUGAUGACCAUUGUCGAAUUUGCCAUCGCCUGGGAGACCUAUUGUGCUGUGAAACAUGCCCUGCUGUAUUUCAUUUGGAAUGUGUUGAUCCUCCUCUUGGAGAUGUACCAACUGAAGACUGGCAAUGUAGUCUCUGCAAGUCCCACAGGGUUCCAGGUGUGAUGGACUGUAUUCCAGAUGUAGAAAAGAAUGGCAACCUCUGCAGACAAGAACAUCUAGGGUUUGAUCGUCAUGGCAGGAAAUAUUGGUUUUUGUGCAGGCGUUUAUUUGUUGAGAGUGAAGGAGAGGAAGUUUGGUACUACAGCACACCAACCCAACUGGAUGAAUUAAUCGAUUCAUUAGAUGAAAAUGAUAUGGAAGCUGCCCUUUGUAGAGAAUUGAGUGACUUCAGAGAAGAAAUGGUUCGGCAGAUGGAAAUAACUGAGAAACUAACUAGCCAAAGUAAAGGAAAUAAAAAAUCUUAUUUUGAUUAUGAAAAUGCCCAAAUUGUAAAGGCACAAAAGGAACGUGCCGAGCGCAAAAUUAAGGAAGAAGAGGAGAGAAGGGAGAAGGAACGACGUGAUCGUGAGGCUGCUGAGGCCCGCAGGAACAACAUCAUGAUGGAUGACGAAUUGCCCUGUGAUGAAGAAACCACUAUUGAAGAAGAAGUUUCUUGUUCAUCUCCUGUGACAGUUGAGACUACUGAGACUACAACCACCUUAACUAAAGAAACUGAGGAUUCUGAGAAAGUUACUACCACAUUCACACGAACUACCACUUCAACCACCACAGUGACCAUGUCAAAGGGUGAUGACAGUGGCCCAGACAGUGUUAAGAGUGAAGAGAAAGAAGAGGAGGAAGAAACAACAACCCGCCGCAGGGUUUCUGAAAGAGUGACACGGUCCAAAACUGGAUCUUUGCAACCAAGAACAUUUAAUAUGGAUGACCUAAAGAGACGCAGCACAGCUAUUACCUCUAAGGAUGAGGAAAAAGAUGGCCUUCUAGAUAAAGAGACUAGGUUGACAAGGCUCAAAGCACAACAAAUUGCUACUGGGACAUUCUUAUUUAAACUUGGAAUGGAAAAUGGGUUUAAAACCUAUACCAAUAACUAUGCAACCAAUGCAGCUGCUCUCAAUAAACCACAACGUAAUGAAGAAAGAGACAAAAAGAGACACCUGUCCCACAAAUUUUCACUUACACCAGCUGCAGAGUUCAAGUGGAUGGGUGCAACUCAUGGAGCGAGAUCAAUUCUUGUCAACACACUUCGUUUAACACUUCUUCAGUUAGAGUCAAGUAUACAGCCGCCUUUCAUGCACCCCAAUUGGCAUUUAAUGAGGAAGCCAUGGGUUGAAACUGUUGGAAAAUGUAUUAAUCCCAAAGAUUUUGCACGUGUUCUUACUGUAUUAUCAGUUUGCAUCAAGCCUGUUGUGUAUGCCUCUGUCUGGCAUGAUCAACUAGGCCAUGUCAAGUUACAACGAAUCACUGCUAAUGAUAGGGAAGAGCGGAAACGAAUUGAAAAGAAGGAAAAGAAAGACAAAGAGGAUGAAGAAGAGCGUAAUCGCUUGACUUACAACUUUGUCAAGUACACUUUAGGCCUCAAACAUCUGGUAUGGAAGCAGAAGGGUGAGGAAUAUCGAGUCCAUGGCCAGUGGGGGUGGUUGUGGCUCUCCACAGUUCGCAAAUUUGUCAUUCAGGACUGUCAUAAGAUGGGAUUGAGAGCUGGUCCUCAGAAAAUAUUUGUGCGAGUUAAAGAUGACUCUGGGAUGAAAAUUCUGCAAGUUGAUCCAAACACAUACAAGUUUUUGGAAAAGAGGUGGAAGGAGGGUAAAACUGAAGAGGAGAUAGCAGCUGAUGACUGUGGUUUAACUCCAGCUGCUGCAAAUGCACUUAGAAAUCUUCAAGUUCUUCCUCCAAUCAGUGAGUUUGAGGAAAUCAAUAUCAGUGCUGCAUUGGCAUCCAAUGUCAGAUUACACUAUCCUAAAGUGGCUCGCCGGUCUCGUCUUGAUGAAUUGCUUAGCCGCCGUAUGACCUUGAAAGUUUUAGAAGAAAAGCGCUUGGCUCAGCUGUCCAAGGAACCUGGCAAGGGUGAUUCUCCCGAACCUGAUACUGAGGAAGCUGAUGGUAGUGACAUGGAGGCUGAAUCAUCUCUGGAUGGAAUACUUCAAGGAAAUGCCACCAAAGUAAAAGAUCGAGAUGGAAAUUAUCAUGUUGUUUCUCGCAAAGUUGCUCUCUUGAAACAGCAACUAUUGACUUUGAAUAAUCUAGGCAAAGGACUUGUCUGUUAUUCUCAAGAAUGUAACCUUCAAGCUUCAAAUCCUGUUAACAACAGUAAUCAGCUGGCAGCUGCAUGUGUGAAUACUUGCUAUUCACCCAUCUGUAUGCAGAAAAUACGACUCCGAGCAGAUCUUUUAACUCUACUUCGUAAGGCUAAUAGCGCUUCUGCUUCAAAGUCUCUACCUGUGAAAGAAGAAGAGCAAAGUGCCGAAGUUAUCAGUGAUGCCAUUAUAAAGGAUUUGGAGUCUGCUGUUGCAUCCGCAACCACUUGUGAUGUGGACUUGCACUCUGUUGCUGGUCCUGUUGUCAAAAAGCCCAAAACUGAAAUCAAAGAGGAAUCUGGUGUGAAAGGAGCUGAUGGUUCAUCAGAAGUAAAGAAUGAAGAUGGCGAUGUUGAAGUUGACGAUGUUGCUCCUAAGAAAGAAGAAACAGAAACCCCCAGUUCUUCAGAGGGACUAAAAUCAGCCCCUGAUUCCACCAAUGAAGUUCAAGUGGCUGAUACUACUACUCCAGAUUGCAAUGAGGUUGAAGUUAACUCAGACGUUAAGUCUGAGAACCAGGAUGUUGAAAUGAAAGAUGAAAAAUCAGCUGAGGAAGCAGUAGUCUCUGUCACCACCACUACUACAAGCCAGGUUGUCACAACCAGUCAUCAACAAGUCAAGAUUGUUGGAGGAGUUGUUCAGAGCGUGAGUGCUAGCAAUGCAUCCACUGUAUCUGAAACAAGCACUACCCAAGUAACAUCAACAACACCUGCAACUGGCUCGCUUUUAAAUACUAUCCUAACAUCUAAGAAGAGAAUUGAUCACAGUGCCAUGGCAGUGAGAGCCAACCAAGGGGGUGUCACCACAACUUCCACAAGAGGUCAUGCAGUCACCCGCCAAACAAUUGUCUCAAAAGAUGAUGAAGGGAAAAUGUAUUCCACUGCUAGCACAUCUGGAAAAGUCUAUCUCAAAAGAGUGACUACAGUUGUGACUGACAAGAGAAAGAAGCGGAACCCAGUAAAAUAUCCUAGCUAUUCUCACUUUGUAUCUCGUUCAAAGAAACGUAGUGCUUUGAUUCUAUCCACCCCUGAACUACGGAAACUGUCAAGAUUAGGAGGGAAAAUGGCUGUUAGUGGAUUCCACCAUCAGGCCAAAGCCAACCCUCAAGCAUGGCCUUACCAAUGUUCUCGUCCUCUUUUCAAAACAUGCUGGCUGUACCGCACUGUCAACAUUCGCUCACUGGCUGCUGCUGCACACCAGCUCCGCAUUAUGUGGGCAAGUCUUCGCUGGGAUGAUAUGGUGGCCAAACCACCUACCAAUGAUGGCAAACAUCAAGUGACUACUGACACAGAAAUCAUGUCUAUGGAAAUCCUCAAACACAGACAUUUAGGACAGUUCAUGGAUCGCACUCAGUAUUUGAUGCGCAAAGUUGUUAUUCCUUUGGAACUGCCGAAAACUGUUCGAGAGGUAACUUCCAUUCGUAGUGGUCUUCGCAAACGCAAGCUUGCCGAGUCCCCUCUAAACACCGAGCCUCAAGUCACUGAGGAAUGGCUUGAUGAGGAAAAACUUGAAUUGUGGAAUAUAAGACAGUAUGGUGAAUUGUUAGAGCGACAAGCCACUCAAACUAUCACCCGGGCUCGAUCUGGAGUUACAUCAACUCAACCUGGAGCCCUUACCAAAGAUGCCAAUGUCCAACGAGCUGAUUCCCCUCUCAAUGUUGUGAAAGGCAAUCCCACAGAAAUUAAGGAGAAAUUAGAACAGCAACUCCGUAUCCAACGUGCAGCACACCAACAAAAGCGUGCUCUUGAGACUGGUGGUGCUACCCAGGUGGUGAAAAUGGCAGGUGGACAAGUCGUGAAACUUGUACCCACCUCACAAGCACAAGAUGGCACUGUGAAGAUGGUAGCAAAGGUAGCCAUUCCAGCCUCCCCAGGUGGUGGUCAGCAGCAGGUUAAGACUGCUUUAACAUCUUUGCUAAACAAUGGCACUGGCAAUAAGAACAUCAUAGGUACAAGGAGAGUAUUCAUGACAAACAAGACUGAUGGCACUAGAGUGAUCACUGGUCCCACCAGUAUACUUCCCAAAGCCAACACUGUGCAGAUAGCUGGACAACAGUCACUUAUCAAAAUUCAACCUACACCUGGGCAAGCCCAAACCACUGUCCAAAUUCAGGGUGCAACUCCUGCGUCUCCUGUGCAAGGACAAACUCCAGCCUCGCCUCAAAUAGUGCCGCAGAGAGUGCAGAUCCUCAAGCAACCUGAUGGUAAAAUCCAAGUCAAGGGGCUGAUGCCAGGCCAACAACUUGUGCAGAUGCCUGAUGGAAAGCUGCAUGUGUUAAAUACCACAGCUUCGCCUGGCCAGGCAUCUCCUGCUGCCACUAGAAUAGCAGUUCCCAACACUGGCCUUGUGCAAAAGACACCAACCAUUGUUCGAGCAAUUCAAGGCUCACCUCAAGCCGCAGCAAGCUCAGCUGCUGCUGCUGCUACCCCCACCACACCCACCACUGCUGUGGCGGUUACUCCAAAGACUAUCCAGAGUAUCCAGAGCAAAGGACAGCAGAUCCUUGUGAGACCUGGGCCUGGUGGACAGCUGACAAAACAAUUUUUGAUCCAGAACGCUCCUGGUCAGCAGGUCUUGGUGUCAAACAGUGGGUUAGCCCAACAGCUUGCUGCUGGUAAAUUUACCCUUGCCACAGUGAAUGGUCAGCAGGUUCUCAUAAGGACCCCAACAGCAGGAACUGGCGUCCCUGUGCCUCCUCUUGCGCCGCAGAUGGUGGGUAUGGGGAACUUAGUGCUACGGGCCGCUGGUCCAGCCCAAGCACAGCAGGCUCAGGCGCUGCAGCAGGUGCUUCUGAAGCAGGGCCAUGUCCUGGUACCUUCACCGCAGAGUCAGACAGUUCAACUGCAGGUUGCACAACCAGAGCCCAAGGCAGAGCAACCUGCGCAGGAGGUAUCGCAGGGUGUGGAAGAGGGCUUGGCUGAGACUCAAGUGGAAGGGGAAGGAGUGGCUGAAAGUGGACAACAGGAAACUGUUCCCACUGAUCAACAGGCUCCAGCUACUCAAGCACAACCCGCCGCACUGACUCCCGUCAAGACUGAAGAAGAAAAGGAACGAGACAUUGAGAGGUCUCUGAUGGCAGGCCAGCCUCCUGGCACCGUUAUCAAGUGCAUAACCGCUCAAGUUGUGAACACUGGGCAAGGCCCUCGCAUUGUUCUACAAGGUGUCCAGGGAACUGAAUUCACCCAGCAGCAGUUGGCGCUAGUCCAGCAACAGGUGAAACAGCAACUGCUGAACGCACAAGCCCAGGGCAACAAGACACUACUGGGCCCAACCAAAAUUUACCUGGCAGUGCAUCCUCCAAAGGCUGCUGCGCCGGCUGUCCCAGCCAGUCCAACUCCUGCCUUGGCUGCUGCACCGCAGUCGCCUCGGAAGUUGGUGAAGCCCGUCCAGGAAGGCCAAGUUGCUGGUCAACUAACCAGACAAGUCUUGGUGAAUGGUCAACCCCAAUCAGAUGCUGAUUCUGGCCUAGCGUCACCUACUUCGGAUCAAUCAUCAACUCCCUCAGCCUCCAACAAGUUUGUCGUCACCCCUGAUUACAUCCAGCAAACCAUUCGAAGCGCUCUGAAACAGGAGAAUCUAAACCCGGAGAUUGAGGAGAAGCUUCUCCAGCUCCAGCGCUUCCAGGAGAAGCAGCGCUCGAGACAAGAACCGGGAACGCCCGUCGCUCCGACGCCCCCGCCGCCGCCUCCACCGAGCAGGCCGCCAGCGAGAAAGAGGCCCGCGCCCCAACCGGCGCCCCAGCCAGCGCCUCAACCUGUGCAGCACUUGGAUCCACCCCCAGCGAAACGCAGCAAGGCCACCAAAGUUGUCGUGGAGCAGAAGCCUGAACCUGAAGAGAGGGUUGAGAGACACGAGCGAACUCCUGUAAGCUCCAAGUCUCGCAAGGAGAAGGUGAAGGAAGCAGCGGAUGAACGCCGGCGUGUUGCUGUAAGCCAGAAGCUGCAGGUUAUUUUGUUCCGCCACAAAGAAUUGCUUAAGAAAGACAUUCUUAAAAAGCGUGCCUUACUUGAGAAAGAAAUGCAGAUUGAGAUUCAGCAAGAUUUGUCGAUGGAACUAGCAGCUCGUACCAAAGCAGAGCGUAACAAACAAGAUGAAGUACGCAGUGCCGGCAAUACCGCAGGUGGCAGUGCCAGGCGCAAGUCUCAGGCCACUGCUGCCACUGCACUCACUACAGGAACACCCACUGUUGUCAGUGGUGGCGGACGUAGCAGGAAACAUUCUAGAGGCGAAGGACGUCCACCAGGUCGAAGUGAUGACCAGUCUCCACCCGGUCGUGGAGGUGGUUCUCGCCGCAAAGAGAAACUUUACUGCUUGUGCCGAACACCCUAUGAUGAAACCAAAUUCUAUGUUGGCUGUGACCUUUGUAAUAAUUGGUUCCACGGUGACUGUGUGGGCAUUACUGAAGAGAUGAGCAAGACGAUGUCUGAGUUUGUCUGUACAGAAUGCAGACAUGCUCGGGAUACGCAGGAACUGUAUUGUAUCUGCAAGCAGCCCUAUGAUGAAUCUCAAUUCUACAUUUGCUGCGACCGGUGUCAAGAUUGGUUCCAUGGUAGAUGUGUUGGUAUCCUUCAGUCAGAAGCAGACAAUAUUGAUGAAUAUACUUGUCCAGGAUGUCAGAAGAGCUCUGCAAUUAACAAUGCAAAUAUGAAGAACUUGUCAAACAAGGACUAUGAUUCCCUGCGCAAAUUAUACAAGCAGCUGCAGAGUCACAAGAGUGCCUGGCCUUUCAUGGAACCUGUAGAUCCUAAUGAAGCCCCCGACUAUUACAAAGUCAUUAAAGAACCCAUGGAUCUUCAAACCAUUGAGCUUAGAAUAAACGAACGUUCUUACAAUAAGCUCAGUGAGUUCAUAGGUGAUAUGACAAAGAUUUUUGAUAACUGUAGAUACUACAAUCCAAAGGAGUCCCCAUUCUACAAAUGUGCAGAGUCCCUUGAAGCUUUCUUUGUCCAGAAAAUAAAGUGCCUGAGAGAUAAAUUGUAA